GGCGGUGGCGGGAGGCGGGCGGUGCCGGGGCCGCUGAAGGGCGGGACGGGCCCCGGGCACACGCGGGGCCGUGUCACCGCUCACACCCUCGCACGCGCCGGGCCCUGUCACCCCUCGCGGCUCGCGUCAACACCUGCCCGGGGCGGGGAACCAGGCACCGCUGGCCCGCGGGGACACCGCCGUCCCGGGGGGACACCGGCAGGGCCCCGGAACGCCCGAGGAAGGGAAUACACCCUGGUUUUACCUCAUGAUUUUGUUGGCAGUAGCUAGGAGCCUUCUCCAGAGCUGGAGCUGAAGAGGCAGUUGUCCUCGGGAGGGCCAGCGGCCUGAGGCACCCCAGGGGACGUGACGUGGAGAAGACUUCUCAGGAGCCUAGUUGCCCCCCUGAUUCUGGACGGGAGGCGCUGCCUGGACUCAUGCUGGACUGAAAAACGUCAUUGAUCAUCUGAGUGGGAAGUGCAGAAGGAGCCUCUGUGAUAGAGCAAGAGGAUUUGAUAGGAAACAGUCUUCAGAGCAACGGCGACCUGGUGUCUGACAAGUCAGAGGCUCAUAUGGGGACUGAAGAGUCAUGGAGGAAGACUGUAAAGGAUGCAGGUUGUUACCUGAUCACAGCUCUAGCCCCGCGCUGUAGAUGGGUCUUCCCUGGGCUCGACCAGCGCCUCACUGCUGCCCCUGCCUUGGUGACCACCGCCCCAGCCGGCCGGCCCUACGCUGCGGCAGCGAAAACUACAAAAAAGGGUUCACAAAAGCAGGAAGAAACAAAAAAGAAACAAGUAACUAGGAGGCGACCGCUGCUGAGCAAGCCCGUGGACGAUGUCUACUUGACGUGGUAUUAUGAGCGGCCAUCCUAUGAUGUGGAAGAGGCUGUGGGCAUGCUAAAGAAAUUUCAGGAACUGGAUUUCACUCACCCCAAACAGUUUGUCUACAUUAAUGUAUUCCUAGAUAUGGCACUACAGAAGAAGAAAACAGUGGAUCCAUUUGCAAGCAUUGUUCUUCUUCCAUAUCGCUUUACAGAUGAAACAAACAAGGUCUUGGUUUUCACAGAGAAUGAGCAAGAAGCUGAAAUAGCUCGAGAGAAUGGAGCUGCUGUUGUGGGAGGAGUUGAAUUAAUCAAAUGGAUUUUGGAAGAUGAAAUCCAAGUGGACUUCUAUGUAGCUGUUCCUGCUAUAAUGCCAAAGCUAAUACCAUUAAGGAGCAAAUUGAAACGAAAAUACCCAAGCACAAAGAGAAAUUCCCUGGGCCAUGAUAUUCCCAAAAUGCUGAAUUUCUUCAGAGAAGGUCUUGAGUACGCAGUGCAAGAUGAGCGUGUAAUCAAGACAAGAAUAGCAAGACUGGAUAUGCCUACUGAGCAGAUAGUUGCCAAUCUUAAAACAGUUAUUCAUGAUAUCUGCACGUUCAAGCCAUCGACUUACGAUCCCAUUGUGCAGAAGUUAGUUAUUAGAUCUUCGAGCAGUGAAGGAUUGCUAUUGAACCUUGCUGAACUUCUGCCUCAGGUGGAGAAAGUAGAAACAGAAAAAGAAGCAGAAGAAAAAAAUACAGAAGAUAAAAAUGCAGAAGAUGAUGAAGAAAAACCUGUCCAAGGAUCUGUUAAUACCUGAUGUCUUCCUGUGUAGAUUUGAUGAUCAAACUUGGAAAGCAAAUGGUGUCAUUCAAAUCAUACUUUAUGAAAAGAAAAAAUAAAUCUAACUUGUGAAUUUCACUUGUAAA
Colius striatus (speckled mousebird) is the source of this 1707-nucleotide messenger RNA. RefSeq names its product mitochondrial ribosomal protein L1 (gene MRPL1). Lineage: Eukaryota; Metazoa; Chordata; Aves; Coliiformes; Coliidae. The transcript has 11 exons. The coding region runs from base 552 to 1598 and encodes 348 amino acids. The record is from RefSeq and is a predicted model, not a curated record.